AUGGCGGAGGAGGAUCCCUGUGGGCAUCUCAUUGACCAUUCCCACGUCCCCGACUUCGAGGUCCGACUGGCAGUGAAAAUCUGCCUGACCGUCAUCUAUGGAUUUAUCCUCCUGGCUGGAAUUGUGGGCAACAGCGUGACCAUACAGACCACCAAAGUUCUGAGGGACAAGGGCUAUCUCCAGAAGGGAGUGACGGACCACAUGAUCAGCUUGGCGUGCUCCGAUCUGUUGGUCAUCCUGCUGGGGAUGCCGGUGGAGUUGUUGUCGGUCAUUUGGUUUCCGUUCUCCUCCACCUACGGAAACAUCACCUGUAAGGUCUACUGCUUUCUGUUCGAGGCCUGCAGCUAUGCCACCAUUUUCCACGUGGCCACUCUCAGUUUCGAGCGGUACAUGGCCAUCUGCCAUCCCUUCCGCUUCAAGGUGAUCGCAGGCACGCGGGUCGUGAAGCUGAUGAUCGGUUUCGCUUGGCUGACCUCUGUUUGUGUGGCGCUGCCUUUAAUUUUCGCCAUGGGCGCGGAAUAUCCCCUGAGUGCCAUGUCUGGUCUGCGUUCCCAGUGCAACACCUCUUACCAUCGUAAUGCCAACCUUACCCUGUGCACCAGCCUCCAUUCCCAGUGGACCACGUUCCAGGCCAGCAUCUUCAGCGCUUUCGCGGUCUACAUAGUGGUGCUGGUCUCUGUGGCUUUUAUGUGUCGGAAGAUGAUGGUGGCUUUGAUGGUGGGGAAGAAAGGAACCAUCACUGUGAAGGGUCAGCGCAGUGUUGGUGCCACAGACGAAAUGACCAAGAGUAACAGCUCCGAAGCCAGAUCUGCCCGGAAACAGACCAUCGUCUUCUUAGGGCUGAUCGUUCUGACUCUUACUCUGUGCUGGAUGCCCAACCAGGUCCUCCGCAUCAUGGCAGCCAGCGUACCUAAGCAGGAAUGGACAGUCCACUACUUCCGUGCCUACAUGACGUUGCUCCCAAUCGCGGACAUCUUCUUCUACCUCAGCUCCGUGGUGAAUCCGCUUUUGUAUAACGUUUCUUCCAAGCAAUUCAGAGACGUUUUCCUUCAGGUUCUUCGUUGUCGUCUGACAUUGGAGCACGUCAACAUAGAAAAACUCCACAGAGCUCACCGAAUCUCUGCUGCCAGCAGCACCAACCACAAGAGGCCUCUGAUCUCCUUGUCCUCAAGAAGAAAGAGCAAGUCCACUCAAAAAAGCUCAUUCCAGACCUUUAAGGGCCGUCCUGAGCAGGACAGUAGCCCGGUGCCAAUGACUCCCCAACAGGAUCACACUGAAGAGAUGGUGAGGGCAACAUCCAGAAGGAACGGCAUCAAUGAAAGUGAAAUCUGAGCCAUACUAAUCCUUGAAGAGC
Messenger RNA from Hyla sarda, 1354 nucleotides. It is a transcript of the gene GPR39, whose product is annotated as G protein-coupled receptor 39. The record is from RefSeq and is a predicted model, not a curated record. Gene Ontology annotation, molecular function: G protein-coupled receptor activity. Gene Ontology annotation, cellular component: membrane. Lineage: Eukaryota; Metazoa; Chordata; Amphibia; Anura; Hylidae. The coding region runs from base 1 to 1332 and encodes 443 amino acids. Gene Ontology annotation, biological process: G protein-coupled receptor signaling pathway. The transcript has 2 exons.